Messenger RNA from Hypanus sabinus (Atlantic stingray), 1613 nucleotides. Its product is annotated as zinc finger protein 229-like. The transcript has a single exon. NCBI's taxonomy places the organism in Eukaryota, Metazoa, Chordata, Chondrichthyes, Myliobatiformes, Dasyatidae. The record is from RefSeq and is a predicted model, not a curated record. The coding region runs from base 210 to 1310 and encodes 366 amino acids.
UGUAACUCACUGAAAUCCACUGGAACCGGGGAGCUGAGAACACACCAGCAUUUGUUCACUGGAGAUCAGUUCUUCAACUACAUUGAUUGUGCAAGGGGUUUACUACAUCUGAUAUUUGAUUUAUGAAUUGACAAAGAACUGUGGGAAGGGAUUCACUCUUCACUCACUCAUCUCACCUGCAUGCACAACAGCGAGUUCACACUGAUAAGAUGUCGUUCACCUGCGCUGAUUGUGGGAAGGGAUUCCCUCGGUCAUCCAGCCUACUGACACACCAGCGAGUUCACACUGGUGAGAAGCCGUUCACCUGCUCAGACUGUGGGAAGGGAUUCACUCAGUCAUCGCAACUGCGGAGACACCAGUCACUUCACACUGGGGAGAAGCCAUUCGCCUGCUCAGACUGUGGGAAGGGAUUCACUUGGUCAUCUGAACUGAAGAUACAUCAGCGAACUCACACUGGGGAGAGGCCAUUCACCUGUUCAGACUGUGGGAAAGGGUUUAUUCGGUCAUCUCAACUGAAGGUACAUCAGCGAGUUCACACUGGGGAGAGGCCGUUCACCUGCUCAGUCUGUGGGAAAGGAUACACUCAUUCAUCUGUACUGAAGGUGCAUCAGAGAAUUCACACUGGGGAGAGGCCGUUCACCUGCUCAGACUGUGGGAAGAAAUUCACUGACUCAUCCAGGCUACAGGCCCACCAGCGAGUUCAUACUGGAGAGAGGCCGUUCACCUGUUCAGACUGUGGGAAGGCAUUUACUCGGUCAUCUCAAGUGAUGGUACAUCAGCGGAUUCACACUGGGGAGAGGCCAUUUUCCUGCUCUGAAUGUGGGAAGAGAUUUAUUCAUUUAUCUGACCUGCAGGUGCACCAGCAAGUCCACACUGGAGAGAGGCCGUUCACCUGCUCAGAUUGUGGGAAGGCAUUUACUCGGUCAGUUGAACUGAAGACACAUCAGCGAAUUCACACUGGGGAGAGGCUGUUCAUCUGCUCAGACUGUGGGAAAGGGUUUAUUCGGUCAUAUCAACUGAAGGUGCAUCAACGAGUUCACACUGGGGAGAGACCGUUCACCUGCUCAGACUGUGGAAGGGGAUUUAUUCAGUCAUCUCAACUGAUGAUACAUCAGCGUAUUCACACUGGGGAGAGACCGUACGCCUGUUCUGAUUGUGGAAAGAGAUUCAGUCAGUCAUCUGACUUACAGACACACCGACGAGUCCACACUGGAGAAAGGCCAUUUUCCUGCUCCCAAUGUGGGAAGAGAUUCUCUCAGUCAUCCCACCUUGUGACGCACUACCGAGUUCACACUGGGGAAACUGUUUAAACAGGCGACAGGCUACAGGCUGGAUAUUUCACCAUCACAGUUGCUGAAUCAAGUUCAAAAGUGACUGUUGGUGCCGAACUCGGCAAUAACUGCUGCUAUUUAACAAACCCAGUUCUGCACUCUGGUCACUGGGCGUGGGAGGUAUUCCUCGGCUAAUGUUCCCGUUUAAUGGGACUGGAGUUUAAUGGUUUGGAUCUGUGACGCAGAAAUCAGUUCUAAUUUAAAUCCUGUCCACACCUACAGAAUCUCCUUUCUCUCCCCAGAAUAUCAUCUCUUAUAACUGCCACAAGGCCAAAAUGUACA